Scleropages formosus (Asian bonytongue) is the source of this 1511-nucleotide messenger RNA. Its product is annotated as ER membrane protein complex subunit 3. The transcript has 9 exons. Gene Ontology annotation, cellular component: EMC complex; membrane. The record is from RefSeq and is a predicted model, not a curated record. The coding region runs from base 138 to 923 and encodes 261 amino acids. Lineage: Eukaryota; Metazoa; Chordata; Actinopteri; Osteoglossiformes; Osteoglossidae. Gene Ontology annotation, biological process: protein folding in endoplasmic reticulum.
CUUCAGCCAAUGAGUGAGGAGAACGACUUUAGGUUGCGUAUUAAAAUAGUACCGUACAGCCUUUCGUAACAUGGAGUUCACAGGGGGAAUGGCAUCGAUUUGUUUUACGCAGCACUUUGUUUAAGGCGUGAGGACACAUGGCGGGUCCGGAACUGCUGCUGGACUCCAGUAUCCGCCUGUGGGUGGUCCUGCCCAUAGUGGUCAUCACUUUCCUGGUCGGGGUUAUUCGCCACUAUGUCACCCAGCUUCUGCACAGUGACAAGAAGGUGGACGUUCAACAGGUGUCGGACAGUCAAGUCCUGCUGCGGAGCCGCGUGCUGAGAGAGAAUGGAAAAUACAUCCCCAAGCAGUCGUUCGCAAUGCGAAAGCAUUACUUCAACAAUGCAGAGACGGGGUUCUUCAAAAAAGUCAAACGGAAGGUUGUCCCCAAGAACCCAAUGACUGACACCAGCAUGUUGACUGACAUGAUGAAGGGAAACGUGACUAAUGUUCUGCCCAUGAUUCUGAUCGGCGGGUGGAUUAACUGGGCGUUUUCUGGGUUUGUCACUACAAAGGUUCCCUUCCCUCUUACUUUAAGAUUCAAGCCAAUGCUUCAACGGGGAAUAGAUCUUCUGUCUCUCGAUGCGUCCUGGGUGAGUUCUGCUUCUUGGUAUUUCCUUAAUGUGUUUGGACUUCGCAGCAUGUACAGCCUCAUCCUUGGACAGGACAAUGCUGCUGAUCAGUCACGCAUCAUGCAAGACCACAUGACUGGAGCAGCCAUGGCAAUGCCUCCUGAUCCCAACAAGGCCUUCAAGAGUGAAUGGGAGGCGCUAGAGAUCGUGGAGCAUCGGUGGGCCCUGGAGCACGUGGAGGAAGAGCUCAUGUGUAAAGAUCUGAACUUUGGUGGACUCUUCAGUCGCGAGCUCAAAUCCACUAUGUUUUAACAGGAUGAAUUGGGGACGGUUACAGGAUCCAGUGUCUGCCAGUGUUCCCCCCUCCCCAUCAUUCAGCCUGAACUUUUGAAUGGAUCCAACCCAUUUUCUCAAAAGUGCCAGUAUCUUUAGAGAACCCAAAGACAAUGUUAAAUGAUUUUUUUUCUUAGUUUUUUUUAAUUUUGCUAUUUGCUGUGUUUAAUAUUAAACUUUUAUCGUAGCCAUAAUUUUGUGCCAAAGUGCAUGUAUGUUUGCUAAAUUACCAAGCUCUCAUGACAUAUCUUUUAUGGAUGCAAGAAAUGCCCUCAUUUUUCUUCUUUGAACAAAACUGUAAUAAGGAAUACUGAAAAGUGGGAGAGGUAAUGUUUUCCAGUAAAACACUGUCUUAUUUGCAGUAAUGAACUUUUUAACUUUGGUUCAUUUUGUUGUCACAAACAAACUUGCCCUCAUGGUUCAAUUUUUUUUUUUUUUAAAGAAUUACAGGUUACACAUGUAGCCUACAAGUUGAUACAGCAUGUUAUAGGAUUUGUAUGUUAAAACAGGAGUGCUAUUGAUUGGUGUUUAUCUUAAAAUGCUUGAUUCUGCAAUCAAACAAUACAA